AUGGCGCCCUCGGCGGUCCCCAGGGCCGUGGCCACCACCGCGCAGAAUGACUCAGAUGCUGCCAAACUCGCCGUCUGGAAGCAGGCCCUGUACGAGCGAGUCCAGGAGUCUGGUCGCGAGAACGACGCCUUCUCGCAGGACGACCUGAUCGAUCUCGGCGUCAUCCCCAAUGGCGACAAGAUGCUCCUCAUCCGGGUCGUCCAGGCCCUGAGCGACGACAAGCUCUUCGUGACUAUGCGCGAUGCCUCCAACAACAUACUGUGGAAGUGGCGUGAUGCUCAAGAGGCUCACAAAUACAAACAGUUGGACGACGAGCAGGCAAUGGUCUACUCCCUGAUCGACGACUCUGGAGGCGACGGCAUAUGGUCGCAGACCCUGCAGCGACGACUCAACAUGCACGACUCGGUCCUCAAGACGGCCCUCAAGCACCUGCAGACCAAGGGUCUGAUCGCGCCCUUCAAGAACGUCGAGCACCCCAACAAGAAGAUGUACAUCAAAGCGUCCAUCCAGCCGAGCGACCGCGCGACGGGAGGGCCCUGGUACACGGACCAGAAUCUGGACGAGGCCUUCAUCGAGGAUCUGCAGCGGGUCGUGUUCGACUAUGUGAAGAACCAGAGCAGCUACGUCAGCAAGCACAGCGGGGGCGCCCGAACCCAGACGCCGUCCAAGGGCGUGGUGAAGGGGAAUCCGGACCGGGGGAAGAAGCGCGACGCGAGGGAGAUGAACGAACCGCCGGCAAAGGCAGUCAAGACGUCUGCGGCCUCGACACCUCGAGAGGCGGUCCUGCUCCCCCUCCCCGCUGGUUAUACCGGGUACCCUACCGUCCGCGAUAUAGCCCGCCUGCUAUCCGCCAGCGGCAUAACAAAUAACACUAUCUUGUCCGAAUCGGAUGUGAAGAAGCUGGUCGACGUCCUCGUCUGGGAUAAUCUUCUUGAGCCAAUAAGGGUGGCCGGGAAGAUUGGAUACCGCGUCUCCAGGGUCUCGAAGCAGAGCACCGAUGUAUGGGCAGGGCGUGAGGACCCUACUGGUAGAGAGGGCCAACCUGAGUCGUACCUCAGUCCGUACACCGAAGCCCCAUGUGGCCGGUGUCCUGUAUUUGAUCUUUGUGAGGAAGGAGGGCCGGUAGGUCCCAGCAAUUGUGAAUACUUCAAAAAAUGGCUAGGGAUGGAAUAA
This is a messenger RNA of Clonostachys rhizophaga, 1173 nucleotides long. Lineage: Eukaryota; Fungi; Ascomycota; Sordariomycetes; Hypocreales; Bionectriaceae. The record is from the annotation of a GenBank genome assembly.